AAAAUAAAAUAAUUAAAAUCUGAGAGUCGGGUUUCAAUAUCAUUUUCAUAGAUCUUUCUUUAUAAAUCAAAAUCCUUCUUCGUUAAGGAAGUCAGUCCCAAACAGGGUACACUUACAAUUUCAUGAUUUUCAUUCUCUGUUUUUCAUAAUCUUUGAUGUACACUCACCCUACCUUUCUCUCUUUUCCCUGUUCAAUUUAGAAAAACAAAUUGAAACUUUAAAUUUCCAAACUCUUAUAAAUAUCGUAAACUCACUGCAAUCCUCGAUUUUUGGCUUCUGGGUUUUGUUUUCCUGUGAUUUAGGGUUUUUUUCUGAUCAAAACCUGCACCAUGUCGAUGCUCGAUUCCUUCUUCAACAAGGGUUUUAAGGCUGCCAAAUGUAAAACUCUGCUAAAACUGACAAUUCCACGGAUAAAGUUGCUAAGAAACAGGAGAGAGAUUCAACUGAAGAAUAUGCGACGCGAUAUUGCCAAACUACUUGAGACUGGCCAAGAAGCCACAGCUCGUAUUAGGAAAGAAAACUGUUCGCCAUUCUUGAUGUGGUCAUCUAUGCAGGUAGAGCAUAUUAUCAGAGAAGAGAACAUGAUGGCUGCUCAAGAGAUCAUUGAACUCUUUUGCGAACUUAUUGCUGUCCGCCUUCCAAUAAUUGAAUCUCAAAGGGAAUGUCCUAUAGACUUGAAAGAAGCCAUUUCUAGUGUAUGUUUUGCUGCACCAAGGUGUGCCGAUCUGCCAGAGUUGUUGCAGGUUCAGCUACUAUUUGCUGGCAAAUAUGGGAAGGAAUUUUUAUCUGCUGCGACUGAGCUUCGCCCAGAUUGUGGUGUUAAUCGCCAGUUAAUAGAGCUGCUGUCAGUUCGUGCCCCUUCCCCAGAAAAGAAACUGAACCUUCUAAAAGAAAUUGCUGUUGAGCAUGAUUUAGAUUGGGAUCCAGCAGCUUCAGAAACUGAGUUCUUUAAAAACCACGAAGAUUUAUUGAGUGGCCCAACCCAAUUUUUUAGUGGGUCAAAAUUGCCCCUUCCUGAAGAAAAACACAAUGAAGAGGUGUGCUCUGCUCAUGAUACACCCAGUAAAGAACAACCUGAUUCUGAUUCUGACUCUGACACAUUAGAGUUUCCUGAAGUUCCUAGGGCAUCAGUCAGGCCAAAUGCAAAUGUUGCCACAGCUCCAGAAAUGGUUACUCCUCUGACUAUGCUUCCCCUUGAAGUUGAUCUUCAUUCACCAAGCCAUUCUGAAGAUUUUGAAGAUGUAAAGCAGGAGCAAGUUGAAGAUAGAUCAACGGUUCACAAAGAUGAAUCCCAUAAUUCAAUUGGUACAAUGGAGAAUAAACAGUUUGUGCCAUUCAUCUCCCCUCCACCUGUAUCAUCUGGAUCAUUUUCUGCAAGACACAGUGACUCACCUUCCUCAUUGUCAAGCACAAAACCUGAAGCAAAUGUGGACUUGCAGGAUGUGUUGGCUGCUGCCCAAGCAGCUGCUGAAACGGCUGAACGUGCAGCAGCUGCAGCUCGUUCAGCUGCUAGCCUUGCUCAAGUUCGUAUUGAUGAGCUGACUAAGAAGAAAAGUAGUGAAUAUGUACCAGACAGCAGCUCUGAGAAUCCAUUUUAUGCCGGUGGUGAUAAUGAAUCUCCAACAAAUGAAAAGCAUUUCACUGAGAAAAAUUCUUCUGGUAGCUCUGAUGUCCAUAAUAGAAAUGAUGUUGAACAUCCCCAAGAUCAUUAUGCUUCCCCAGGUUCUCAUUCAUCAAGUUUUCCUUCGUUUGACACACUCAAGGAAGAUUUUGAUUCUUCCCUACCCAAUGAUCAUGUGUUGGAUGAAAAAUCCUCUAGUCACCAGCCAAUGAGAUUACCUUCAAUGGAUGAGGAUCCAUAUUUCUCAUACCCCAACUUAUUUACCUUCCAAAGCUCAAAUGUUGGAUCUCAGACACAUUCAGAUAAUGGCCGGUCCACUUAUGAUCUGUAACAUGGGAAUUAUCAUUCAACCACACAUUUCUUUAUAUGCCUCUCAAGUCUCUUCUUUUGAGUGUGUUUUAUACUGCUUCAGUAUCUACUUUAUUUUUGUUUUAUUUUCAAAGAGCAUGCAAUCCUGGCUUUAUUGUCGUGACGGGCACUGCAACUUCGUAGUUGCUUCAGUUCAGAAGCAUUACUGUUUGUGGUCGUGGCUACAAUGAAUGUAGAAAUCUUAUAGUGUUGGAAUAAAAGCAUUCAGCUUCAUUUUUCUUCAUAUUCUUUUGUUUCAAGGACAGCAGAUAUAAGAGUUUGGUCACAGGAGGAUACUAAACAUGCUAUGCAUUCAAACUAUCACUUGUAAUUAUUGUAAUAUUGCUGCAUGUUACAGUGGAGAAUAUAUUUAUUUGUUUUCAAUGAUUUUUUAUGCGGGUAAUGUGUAUCACGUUAGCCGUCUUGU
Molecule: messenger RNA, 2396 nt
Organism: Abrus precatorius (Indian licorice)
Lineage: Eukaryota; Viridiplantae; Streptophyta; Magnoliopsida; Fabales; Fabaceae
Exons: 6
Coding region: 330-1952 (540 amino acids)
Biological process (GO): protein transport
Source: RefSeq, a predicted model, not a curated record